AUGGCGUAAAUGAAUUCAUUACCAACAGCUACGUUCGGUGCUACACAAUAAAACAUGUCGGAUAUACAGCUUCUGAACUUUCAGCAAGCGAACGGAGAAAGCGGUAGCGUUACRAUGACUCAAGUUGAACCAGCUUUGCCUGAYAAAGAUAUCGAAGAACCAACUCCAGUGCCAACGGCAGCUAGCGAACCRAGCGAUUUCGCUCACAUUUCUCUCCAUCAGGCUGCUCGAGAUGGAAGGGCUGAUGUUAUCAAUUAUCGAUUGUUUAAACUUGGGCGUUUGAACAGUGCCCGUCGGUUCAAGAUACUCAAUAAGCUAGAUGAUGAUAAUGUGUCUCCAGUUCAUUACGCUGUACGAUAUGGUCACUUGAAUGUAGUCAAACUCUUGAUUGACAAUGGAGCUGUGGUGGACAUGGUUGGUCCAGAUGGUGCCACACCAUUGCACUAUGCAGCAAGAUUUUUCACAGCCAGUUUGAAAGUGAGGCAACAAUCAACAGAUGAUGUAACUGGUGAUGAGGCACCAAAAAAGUUUACCUUAAGUUUAGAGGAUGUUUUGCGGCCAUAUGUAUCAGAUGUAGACAACAUCAGCAUCGCAGGGGAUGAGGAAUCUAUCAUUGACUACCUUUUGGAGGUCAAAGCUAAUAUAAAUGCUCAAGAUAGUUAUGGUAUGACACCCCUGCACUAUGCUGCUAUGAAGGGUAAUAUUGCUGCAGUAAAAGAACUACUUCAGAGUGAUGAGAUAAAGAUUGAUAUGCCUGACACAAGUGGCAGCACACCWCUUCAUGCAGCAUGCAACGAUGGAGCUUUGCUUGUUGUGCAGGCCCUGAUAAAACGAGGAGCUGAUAUCAGGACGAAAGACUUUGAGGGAAUGACACCAUUACACUUCGCUUGCACCGAAGGGCAUCUGUAUGUAGCUAAGCAUCUGAUUAAAAUAGCGGAUAAARAUGGAGGACAAGACCUCGUGGACUCAUUGCUGUCUGACAGGAACUCAGAAAAGGAAUCUGCGCUACACUGUGCCACUGACGGAGGUUAUCUCGACUUGGUCGAGUUUCUCAUCGAGAAGGGUGCCAAUGUGCGUGAUGUUCGAAAUAACAAUACCCAACCUCUUCAUUUGGCGGCCAUCAGUGGCCAGAUCCGUAUAGCCAAGCUAUUGAUUGACCAUGGGGCUAAUAUAGAAGCAAGGAACAUGAAUCACGAGACGCCUUUGCAUCGUGCUGCUUGCUUCAACAGGGUGGAUUUUGUCAACUAUCUAAUUGAGCAGGGCGCCGAUGUAGAAAGCCGUGACAAAGACAACUUCACUCCACUUCUGUCUGCAGCCAAUGAAGGCCACACGGAGGUUGUUGCCGCCCUUCUUUCGCAUGGAGUUAACAUGGAGUGCGAGGACAUCCACAAAAAGAACGCUAUUUUCAUGGCUGCUGAACAAAACUGUGUUGAUACCCUGAAGGAACUGUUGAACCAUCAUGUAUCGAAAUCUCUUAUUAAUAAAGGYGAUCUUUACGAAUCGACAGCCCUUCAUGUUGCAGCAAUGAAAGGAUUCGUUGUAGUGGCAGAGUUGUUACUGAACAAUGGAGCAAAGAUUGAUGCACGAAAUGACGAGGAUUAUACAGCACUACAUCUUGCUGCCAAGUUUGGUCGGACAAGGACCGUUCAAGCUCUUUUAAAAAGAGACAGCUCUAUUAUCAACGAUGAAGAUGAAGCUUCUAACAUCCCUCUACACUUGGCGUCCAUUGAAGGUCAUUGGAAGUGUGUUCGAGAACUAUUGGAAAACGGUUCGCCAGUCGACGCAAGGAAUGUAAAUCUAUGGACACCCCUUGACUGUGCUGCAGCCAACGGCCAUGUUAAGACAGCAGCUAUUUUAUUAGAUUACGAUUCGCCAGUUGAUCCUACUGACAAAACCAGGACGACCCCUCUACACUUGGCAGCAAGAGAAGGUCACGUGGAUAUGGUCCAGUUACUGCUGUCCAGAAAUGCUGAUAUUACCUUAACAGACCAUACGGGUCGAAACUGCCUGGACAUGGCCAUUGAUAAAGCCAAUAAAGAGGUUGCUAUCGCCAUUGUCAAGGAUAAGAACUGGAUGGAUGCCAUGAAAAACAAAACACUUGAGCAAGAAUAUGUGACCACGCCAAUGAGAAAACUAAUUCUAAAAUUACCAGAUGUUGCUGAAGUGGUCAUGAACCAAUGUGUGACCGACAAUGGACUUCCUGUGUACCACCGUGACUAUGCAAUUCGAAUGAAUUACGAGUUUCUCGAGGACGUAUACGCUGAAUGGUUCUCGCAAAUGGCUGGAGGAAGUGCUUCUUCAGAUUCAGGAAGUGUACACAGCUUCCAUCUUGAUAAGUCUGAAUUUGGUUAUGCUGGAAUCGAGGACUCAAAGUCUCAAGAGGAGGCAACUAAACUCUUGGAAAAGAAGAACAACCAUCCGUUGAUGAUUAUGGUGAGACGAAAACGUGAAGGCCUUCUUGGACAUCCUUUGGUGACAUUCCUUCUUGCCAAGAAAUGGCAGAAGUUUGGUCGUCUCGUGUACUACUUAAAACUUUUGAUCUUUUUUAUAUUCCUGUUCUUUCUAACCGGCUACUCUGUUGUCAGCACUCAACUACGACCUGAAAAAGUGAAUAACAAAUGGAUCUGUAAUGGUACUAAAACUGGGAAUACGGGGCAGAAGUUUUUCGUGGAAGUUGGCUCGGUUGUUGUAUUAGUCUUGGCAUGUUGGCAUAUCCUUAUGGAGCUCUUUCAGAUGUUUUAUCAGGUCUAUGAAUACAUAAGAUGGGACAAUGUACUAGAAUGGGUUACUUACGUCUCUUCAAUUAUAUAUGUAUCUACGGAGUUUAAAGGAACAGAAUCUCUUGGGGUGAAGAAGUGUUCAGAUUCUCAUCCCAGUGUUGGUGCGGUAUCAAUAUUCUCGGCAUGGAUGUGCUUAUUGCUGUUUAUCAGGAAAUUUCCCAAACUUGGGAUUUACGUUGUGAUGUUCACUGACAUUCUCUACACCUUUGUCAAGUUCUCUUUGAUUUUUGUCCUGUUCAUUGUGGCUUUUGCUUUGUCGUUCUACACGUUACUUGCAGAUCAGGCCUCGUUUAAGUCUGCCGGAAGAGCAUUAGUUAAAACUGGGGUCAUGAUGAUUGGCGAAUUUGARUACGACGAUUUGUUCGGGAAGGAAUUACCCGCGCUGUCCUGGGCCCUGUUUGUCAUCUUCAUCAUAGUCAUGACUCUGAUCCUCAUGAAUCUCUUGAUUGGAUUAGCUGUAGAUGAUAUCAAAGGCGUGCAAGAUCAGGCUCUUCUUAAACGACAAGCAAUGUUGGUUGACCUGGCACUCGAUGUUGAAAAAGCAUUUCCUCGAAAACUGCGAAAGAAUCUUCUCGUUUUACAAGAAACGUACUAUCCCAACAGACAUCGAGGGAUAAUGAAAUAUUUUAGUCCACCACCACUAUCUCCACUUGAAAUGAAGGAAGCUUUGGAACUUGAAAAGCCGAUGUGGCAGAAAGUCGAAGAGCACAAUGAGGAUCUUGACAAAAGCAUCAAAGCUGUGAAAAACCGUCUGAAAGACAUGCAGACACAGCAGGAAUACUUACAAGCUAUGCUACAAGCCGUUGUCAUGAAACUGGAGAUUAGUCUCGAGGACGACGCUGGAGAUGAGGAAGAACUUCUUAUUCCCAAUGUCCCACAUGUUUAAAUACAUGAGCGAUGCAUGGUUUCAUGGAAUGCAAUCGGUACAUUCUUUUCAUGAACUUUGAUCAUCUGGAAUGGUCAAACUCACAGUUGUAUCUUUCACAAUCAUCUGCGACAUCUUACAAUUAAGAGGACGAAGGGAAAAUCCUGUUCAAUAAAGMAUGAUCUUGAGCAAAUCUAAAUCCGAWCAAUUACACUCUCAGCUAGUGGUCUUGACUGGACUCGAACCCGGAACCUCGGGUUGCUUUUGAGUAAAUUCGAUAUAGAAUCGCCACUUGCUCUACUCCGACCCCUUCCGCUUCUUUCUACAAUCGACCUGAUUUUUAAGUCAUCUGCUAUAACCCACUACAUAUCAACAUUUUACAUGCAAACACUCUGGUAUUAGUUUUGUAUACAGCAAUAUAUAUAUAAGGUUUGAAUUUAUUCUCAUAGAAAAGUCAGUUGCCAGACAACAUGUAAGUCGAAUUAUUUAAUAAUAAAUUUGCACAAAAUAUAUC
This is a messenger RNA of Exaiptasia diaphana, 4159 nucleotides long. RefSeq names its product transient receptor potential cation channel subfamily A member 1 homolog. Gene Ontology annotation, biological process: monoatomic ion transport; transmembrane transport. Gene Ontology annotation, molecular function: monoatomic ion channel activity; protein binding. Lineage: Eukaryota; Metazoa; Cnidaria; Anthozoa; Actiniaria; Aiptasiidae. The transcript has 20 exons. The record is from RefSeq and is a predicted model, not a curated record. Gene Ontology annotation, cellular component: membrane. Bases 55 to 3666 code for a protein of 1203 amino acids.